AGCGCCACCCUUCUGCUGAAGGUUGGCAUCGUCGCUGGGCUCAGCGUAUAGGGCUAGGCUAAGCUAGGCUACGGCGAUAGCUCUUGAAAGAAGAGCAACACGCUAAGCUGGGCUUAGCUACCAAAGGACGAGAGAGGGGGGUUGCGAGAGAGGAGAGAGAGAGUGUGUGUGUGUGUGCAAGUGACGCCAGAGCGAGCAGACGCCAAGGGCCUUUGCACGACCUACAGGGGAAGGGGGAGGUGGCGCUCUUGCUCGCUCGACACGCACUCUCCUCUCGGCCUCGGUGUAUUCCUUCGCAGCCGACGACAUGACGACGAGAAGUACGCGCAGCACGCAGAGUGCUCGCGAGCGCAUGACUGAUGGCGAUGUAUACGUCUUUCUUCUUCAAGUAGCCACUCUCUCGUGGGUGAUGCAGAACCGGCCAGACAAGCAGAGAGACACGCAGCAGUCAUUAGGGAGAAAAGGAGGCGGCGAUGCGGCAGCGGCGGCGUCGGCAGCGACAUCGUCAUCGGCAGCAGCGUCGACUGGCGCGGGAGCAGGGGUAACAGGAGCAGGAGCAAGUACAGCAGCGGGAACGGGUGGUGCAGGGUCCACGGCAGGAGCAGCUUCGUCGGCCGCCUCGAGAUCAGAUUGGCUGAGCCUUGGUGGACUGGCAGACAUGGUUCGCGAUGUUUCUGGCUCGUCAAAGGCCGCCCGCUUUCCCGAAAAGCUCCUCAAGAGACUAUCAGAGCGACUGGAGCAGAUUGCCAUGGGUCGUGAUGCCCAUUAUCGGGACCAGUCGCUCCGUCAGACAGUCGGCAUCUUUUACGGCACCUUCAAGGAGGCCUCGUUCCAGAAGCAGAUGAAGGAGAAUCGCAAGGUGGAAGAGCUGAUUCUCGUCUUUGUCACCUCAGCCCAAGGGGCAUUGCGGAAACGGAUGGAGGGCGACGCUUGGAAAGAGGAGCUCAACAAGCAAGUGGCUACCUUUGUCAAGAUCAUUCGCGAAUGUCUAAGGACCAUGCACGGCGUCUCGAGGGAGCUCACCGAUCGGCUGGAUGGCUACUCGCAGAAGCUGGCUCCACCUUCCAUUGGCCUCGAUCAGCAACAACAACAACAGCAGCAGCAACAGCAACAACAGCAGCAGACCAGCUCUUCCAAUGGGAGCUCGGCUGCGACCGCCGUCGCAGACGAAAGGAGGGGUAGCGGCGCGAGCUCGAGCACGGCCUUUGCUAUGAGCAUCAGCGCUGCAACUCCUGCCGAGUCGGCAAUGGUAAGGACUGUGGGCGCACUGUUCCACAUCGAACCAGAGCAGCUAGCCAAGGACGCGGAGUUUAUGAGAAAGACGUGCACCGAACAGAAUGCAAUGAUCGACUUGAAACACUGCGUCAAGAACAUCAAUCUUCAAGCCGCAUGGCCGGGGAGGCGAGAAGACUUUCAAAACGACGAGGGCUACCAGCACUGGCGGACGGCCGAGCUGCAGGCCCUGUCGCAGAUCAUGAUGCAAAUGUGCAAGGCAAAUCCAGAGCUGCUCAAGACGUCUCCUUCGGACACGACCAGUGGGCCACCUGUAGCGCCAAGUGAGGUAAAGGCAGCGACAGAGGCGGGAGAAGACGCUCCCGAAGCCGAGAAGCUGGCCGAGUCGAUGCAAGAGGCCGACGAGGAGGCUGUCACAUUCGGCGGCUUCACCUUUAUACCCCCGGAUCCUCGCGCAUACUACCGCCGGGCAUUGGAAUUGUGCAUCGACUACGAUCUCGAGCAGAUCCGCUACCAACCCGAAGACGAAGAAGUGUCGCUGAGCAUCCUGUCUAGGUCGCACGUUGAGCUGAUGGCCGAGUGCGCGCUGCGAUGGCGCAUCAUGGGGCCUUACCGCGCCAUGGCGAACCUCGACGUAAUCAAGUACAAGUACGAUCGCGGUGAGGUGCCCCUCGACUGCAUCUCUGAAGCGCUCUCCUCGGCGAACCGCGUUAUUCAGGACAGUGGCAGCCUCGACUGGUGGACUCUGUCCGAUCGCAAACUCCUCGUACUGAGCUACACUGCCCUGUUCGACUCGUUUAUGCGCUUCAUCCACGAUGCCUUCCAGGACAUUCUCAACGUCGACGCAGACGAGAUUCAACCUUACAUUGGUCUCGUUGAGGAGCUCAGCGUCUCUGGUCUGGUCAAGGAUGAGGGUAGGCUCGACGGCGAGGAUGUUGACCUGCAGCGGUAUGCGGAGGAUUUGAAGGACCGGAUACGAAUCAUGGCCAUUCAUGAAUAUACGGCGAAAACGACAGACCUUUUCUCACAACAGGUCGACAACGAGGUGGUGCCCCUAGUGGAGCUGCUCGACUGGAUCGAAAAGGGGGCCAAGCGGCUCGACAAGCGGUACAAGGAGCCUAUCUUCGAAGCAAUUGACCCCGUCUCGCUGCUUCUCGAGAAGCAGGUCCGCCUCUUCUUCGACGACCUAGAAUCGAUGAAGCACCAGAUUGUCGAGCAUGCGACAAGGGAGCGCGACCCGUUGGCAUUCGAUGACAUCUUUGCCCUCUACAAGCGCGUAGGCGCCCUGCUUCGCAUGCACCACGCCUUUUGUCCAGAUGCUGAGGUGCUCUUUGACAUUUCCGACUGGUUCGAGCCUCACAUCCGCCAUUGGCUGAUCAAUACGGAGAAGAAGACGACGGAGUGGGUCAACAAUGCCAUUGCCUCGGACUCGUUUGUGCCCAUCGAUAGCGAGGGUGCGGUGCACUCCUCUUCGAUUGACGAUCUCUUUGGGGCUCUGCAGCAGCCUCUCGACUUCAUCUUGUCGCUCCAAUGGCCGGACCCAUACCGUAAUGCACGCUUUCUGACAAGCCUGGCCAAGACAAUCAGCCGAUCAAUCGAGCAGUACUGCCACCGCGUCGAGGAGCUCUUCAUGGAGGAGCUGUUUCCACGUACGGCAGAGGGCCAGGAUGCCAACCAGAAGCAGAGCGCGUGGAUGGUCAAAGCAAAACAAACGCUUCAGGGCGAGAAGAAAGUCGAGCCGUUCCAUUUUCAGGCCUCGUCCUGCGUCAAGCUCAACAAUAUCGAGGCAGCUAGGCUGCUUCUCGACAAAUUGUACAACAAGAUGGACGCCGAUGAGCAGGCUCGCAUCAUCAAGACGACAGCCCCCUCCGUGCCGGACAAGGAGCAGAGGCAGAGGUAUAUCUUUACCGUCAAGGUCGUCCUCGGUGAGAACCUGCAGCCGGUCAAGGAAACAUCUGCAAAUGCACGCAUCGACUCGUUCAUUACUCUGAGCGACGAGCGAGGGUUCAAGAUUGCCAAGACGAGGACCAUCUACGAGACUUCGGACCCGAGAUGGGACGAAACAUUUGACAUCCCGGUGGAGUCGCAGAUGUGGCUCGCCGCGACGGUGUGGGACCGCAAGCUGGUGGGCGACCACAAUCUCUGCGGGAGAGCAUAUCUGCGCUUGGACCCCAGAUACUUUGGCGAUUUUCUCGCCCACGAGCUCUGGCUCGAUCUCGACACGCAGGGACGCCUGCUGCUUCGUGUCAGCAUGGAAGGCGAAAAGGAUGACAUCCUCUUUUACUUCGGAAAGGCCUUUCGAUCUCUCAAGAGGGCAGAGAGCGACAUGGUGCGCAUCAUUGUCGACAAGAUGUCCAUCUUCAUCCGCCAGUGCCUUUCUCGAUCCGUGCUCAAGUCGCUGGUCCGCACGAGCGGGAUCAACCUGGACAAGGCGCUGGGAAAUGUCAAGGCGCUCUAUGCACAAGCACUGGCGCACACAAGCGCCAAUGCCUCUGUCAUCCCGCCCGUCGAUGCUGAGGCGCCUAAGAAGCAGAGGCCGCAGCAGCUGACCGACCAGGAAAUCGAAGAGGCCAUUCUUCCCCUUCUCGACUACCUCGACGAGACGCUGGGCACGCUCAAGGGCAGCUUGAGCGAGAGCGAGGCUCUUUUGGUGCUGACAAAGGUUUGGAAGGAGGUCCUCAACACCAUUGAUUGUAUCCUCCUGCCACCCCUGUCCGACUCGCCGUCUGAUAUGCCGCAGCUCUCUGGCAAGGAAGUCGAGGUGGUUUUCAAGUGGCUUUCGAUGCUCCGAAACUACUUCAACGCGUACGACGAAGAGACGGGCGUGGCGCACGGCGUGCCCCUCGAAGUCUUGCAGGGACCCAAGUAUCGCGAGAUUGUCUCGUAUACGCUGCACCACGACGCAAACACCGACGAUCUGAUGGAAGCUUGUGUGCGAGAGAUGCAGAUGCGUUUGCGCCGGGCUCCGUCGAAGCGGACAAAGACAAAGAGCGUGCUGCAGCAGCGAUCGUUGGGGACAAUCAAGAAGCGCAAAGCCGACAAGCGCAACGACGAGCAGCAGGCAGCGGGCAACGAUGACAAUCUCGACGUGGUCCUGCGCCUGCUGCGCAUGAGGUCGGGUACGUCGGACUUUCUGCAGCAGCAGUUUGCCACGAUGGGCAGCUUGCAGGCCGCCAUGGGCAGGGGCGACACGGCGCAAGUCACGCCGCCACGGGCGCAACAGAGGAGAAUGUCGCUGAAGUAUCGGCAGGAUCAGCAACAGCGUCUGCAGAUGUCAGCCUCGCAGCAGUCGCCGCAGCAGCAGCAACAACACCAGCAGUCGCCAUCAGCAAGACCGAAUCUCGGGACGCGAAUGUCUAGAAUUGCAGCAAAUGCCGCUCUCAACUCGUCUUCUCCCUCUUCAGGUGCAUACGGAGCGCAGCAACCGCCGCCAUCUCCAGGGUCUGCGAGAGAUUCGAGACAGUACUACCGAUGACCACCCUCCCCCUUCUUGCUCCCGCCCUGUCCUUUGCAUCUUCUCCAUUGCCGCAUCUCAAUCGUCCUUUUUCCUUUCUGUCCUUGGUCGUGGCGAUACCCCCACUCCACUCUUCUCCCACUUCAGUCUCGUC
Molecule: messenger RNA, 4841 nt
Organism: Acaromyces ingoldii
Lineage: Eukaryota; Fungi; Basidiomycota; Exobasidiomycetes; Exobasidiales; Cryptobasidiaceae
Exons: 3
Coding region: 308-4708 (1466 amino acids)
Source: RefSeq, a predicted model, not a curated record